AUGGACGGCCGCCUAGACGCUGACUUGUACCCUCUGGGAACCAGCUACGUCCCUGAAAUCGACAGUGUCCAUGACAUAUCAGUUGGCACAAAGAGGGGAUCCGACGAACUCUUUUCUUCCUGCAUAUCCAACGGGCCCUAUAUCAUGAACUCAGCCAAUGGCAACGACAGCAAAAAAUUCAAAGGUGACGUCCGCAGUCCCGGUGUACCGUCACGUGUGGUGCACGUACGCAAGCUUCCAAAUGACAUAAACGAAGCAGAAGUUAUUGGCCUGGGAUUACCCUUUGGGAAGGUCACUAAUCUGCUCAUGCUGAAAGGGAAAAAUCAGGCGUUUUUGGAACUGAACAGCGAGGAGUCUGCACAGACAAUGGUAACCUACUACUCAUCUGUCACUCCGUUGAUCAGGAACCAACCCAUUUACAUGCAAUACUCAAACCACAAGGAGCUCAAGACCGACAACUCCCCAAACCAAGUGCGUGCACAGGCAGCUCUGCAGGCAGUUAAUGCACUGCAUGGAGGUGGAAUGGGAGGCAUGGCCAUUUCCACCGAUGUAGCGAGCAUGGGAGGAGGAGGAGGAGCUCAAAGCCCUGUGCUCAGAGUCAUUGUGGAAAACCUCUUCUAUCCUGUCACUUUGGAUGUGCUUCACCAGAUUUUCUCAAAGUUUGGCACUGUGCUGAAAAUCAUCACAUUCACUAAGAACAACCAGUUCCAGGCACUGAUCCAGUAUGCAGAUGCAAUGACAGCUCAGCAUGCUAAACUGAGUCUGGAUGGACAAAACAUCUACAAUGCCUGCUGCACCCUGAGGAUCAGCUUCUCCAAGCUCACCAGUCUCAAUGUGAAGUACAACAAUGAUAAGAGCAGGGAUUACACCCGACCAGAUCUCCCAACAGCUGAUUCACAGCAAUCACUGGACCACCAGACCAUGGCUGCUGCAGCUUUUGCUGCACCAGGUAUAAUCUCUGCCUCUCCUUUUGGAGGAGCACACGCCUUCCCACCAACAUUUACCAUCCAACAGGCAGCAGGUCUGUCAAUGCCUGGUAUCCCCAGUGCCCUGGCAUCAUUGGGCGUAGCACACUCCGGCAUGGCGGCCGCUGCUGCAGCCGCCAGCCGGCUGGGCCUUUCAGGGCUCACAGCCACUGGGGGACACAAUGUCCUGCUGGUCAGCAAUCUGAACCCCGAGAGCGUUACGCCACACUGCCUCUUUAUUCUUUUCGGUGUGUAUGGCGACGUGAUAAGGGUGAAAAUUCUGUUCAACAAAAAGGAAAACGCUUUGAUUCAAAUGUCUGAUGGCACACAGGCCCAGCUAGCCAUGAGCCACCUCAAUGGCCAGCGUCUCCAUGGCAGGGCAAUGCGCGUGACCUUGUCCAAGCAUAGCACGGUGCAGCUGCCCAGAGAAGGUCAUGAGGAGCAGGGGCUCACCAAGGACUACAGCAACUCACCGCUGCACCGCUUCAAGAAACCAGGCUCCAAAAAUUACUCCAACAUUUUUCCACCUUCGGCAACACUCCACCUCUCCAACAUACCACCUUCUGUGGUGGAGGAUGACCUCAGACGACUGUUUGCCAGCUCAGGAGCCACAGUCAAAGCCUUCAAGUUCUUUCAGAAAGAUCGUAAGAUGGCCUUGAUCCAGAUGGGAUCAGUCGAGGAGGCCAUCGAGUCACUCAUCGAAUUCCAUAACCACGAUCUGGGAGAGAACCACCACCUCAGAGUGUCCUUCUCCAAGUCCACCAUCUGAGUGCCUUCCCCUUCCUCCCUCCAACUCUAUUGCCACCCUAAUGUUGUGCAUUAGAGUGGAAAUGGACACACAAUGUUUGUGGUUGUUUCUGUGCAGUGUGUUGGUUCCUUUUCUAAGUUCUUAAAAAUUCUGCGUCAUUAUUAGAUUUGGGCAUCUGAGUUGAUCAAAGGUGCUCUGGGUUCCGCUUCGGAUUUCGGAAAGCGGGAUAUUAUAUCUUAUAGCUACAUUUUAACAAGGAAUGAAACCAACAUUUUAGUAUCUUUUCUCCCUAAACAUAUUCUUGCGUUAGCUCAUCAUUAAAUAUUAAAGUGCGACAUAACAGAUGUAGACAAGUUAAUGGGUAUUCUUCUCUAUUUCUGGCACUUAACAGUGGCUGGAUCCCAGUGUUUACAGCAAUGUGAAUUGUGCACUUGACUUUUUCAGUUUGCAUGGGAAUAGGUUCUUUUAAGCAGCUCAUAUCCAGCUUUAGUUUUGGGGCACAUUAUGACUUAUCAGUGAGAUUGAUGACAUGCUGGUGGACCUAUGGUCACUUUAAAAUCUCUCCUUAACCUCAUUCCAUAUUUGUAUUGUCUUAAUAUGAUAAUAAGGAUGAAGGUCCAUUCAGGCCCUUGGUGCCCAAACCUAAUUAAUGAUUAAUUCCAUCCAGAAGUCUUAAGUAGAACAGGAAAGGGUCAACAUUAUGCACAGGAUACUUGUCAAACCUUAAUGAUUUGAAAAGGAUUAUUUUUAUAAGGAGGUCACACCGAGGUAACUAAAGUGUCACAUUAGACAAUACAAGAAACAUAACCUUCAUCGACAGACGUGGAUAAAAAAAGCAAUCCCCACGCGACACACUUCAUCAUUCCUCUUGCUAUAAUAAUUGUGUGGAUUUACCUGUGUGUGCCUUCUAGAAAUGCCACUUUUGAAGCAGUUUGGCCAGUAUGUUCAUAGUUUUGGGAAGGGGAAUUUUGUUAUGGCUCACAGACCUUCAUUUUACUUGUAUCUCUCAGUACACGUCUUUUUAAUCUUCCCAGAGAAUUUUGGGGAGGAAUCCAGACCACUAUCUGAAGUUGUGAAAAAACAAAACAGCAUCCACGGUCAUGUGCCUUACUUUCAUUCCAACCAGAUUGCCUUAAGCAUUGCUCUGGCUUCAUUUAACAAAAUUGUGGUUUUAUGGCAAAAAAAAGAGAAGCCUUUUUCGUUACCAGCAUAGUUAAAAAAGUGAAAGUGGCCCAGUCAGUCUUGAGUUACUUAUCUACAGAUUUGUUAAAAAUAUAGUCUCAUAUAUGUAGAAUCUAUGAAUGUAAGUCAGUUAGAUGCCUAAUAUCCUUGCUAGGAGAUGUAGCUCUGUUAGGUGUAUGGUGGCAGGAGUAGAGCUGUCAGCAGCUGUCCUGUCCUACAGUCUCCGCUCACCCCCUUCCACGGGACAGUGGUGGCUGGGGGCCUCAUUUAAUCAUUUUUACGUUCAUCUGUAUGUGGACGCAUAUAUUCAUUUAUCAAUUUGUUUUGUUAUUUUUUUUUAUAUAUUAGCAUUUACAUGUUUAUCACUUUUAAACUUAAUUGUUAAGUCUUUCAGUUGUGGUUGGGUUUAAACAGUAUAAGCAGUGCCUUCAUUGCUUUAGUUAAAAAUCUGAAGCUGAGACAGUUGACCUGUUUACCUCUCUUCCAGCUGUUUAAUCUUACUCUUCUACAGUGAUGCCUUCAUAUCAAAUUAAGAUUAGGUAAUCGUGUGAAUGAGCAGCUGGGAGGUGUCUGUCAACCGUUGUUAAAGGAGAAUUCCUAACUUUUCAACCUACAGAAAUGUUUGCGGUCAUCAACUUCUGCCAGUAGGGUUCAAAGAAACCUUUAGGCCAAAACCCCAAAUUUUUACAAACCUUUUUUUUUUUUUGGCUGCUUUUUGUGCACAAAAUAUCUACCCAGUGCUAUGUAACAUUUACACUCAUCAAAGUGUUAAUGAAAAUACUGUUAAUUGAACAUGAUAGUGGAGACAGCAUCCCUACAGACCAAGAAGUAGGCUUCUAGUGGCUUGAGUGACUUUUAUAGUUAAAAUAUAUUAAGUAGCAAAUACUGCAGCCUUCCUGAUAGACUAACCUUUGAAAAUUCAAAAAUUGACUUGCUGAAAUAAAAUAUUUUUUUUAUCCUACUGGCAGUAGUUGUGACCUCUAACAUAAUAGAUUUGUGUUGAAAACAAUUCACCUUUAAUAAUAGUUUUGAAUACGGGGUAACAGGAUUAUAUAGUUGGGGCUAAGACCUCCCAGAACCCCUUUCUGUGUCCACACAGUCAGGUUCUUUAGUGCACUUUUUCUCAUUGGUAGGUCCAAGUUUUGGCACCAUCACACU
This is a messenger RNA of Cynoglossus semilaevis (tongue sole), 4053 nucleotides long. RefSeq names its product polypyrimidine tract binding protein 1a (gene ptbp1a). The transcript is spliced from 16 exons. Gene Ontology annotation, molecular function: RNA binding. The coding region runs from base 1 to 1734 and encodes 577 amino acids. Lineage: Eukaryota; Metazoa; Chordata; Actinopteri; Pleuronectiformes; Cynoglossidae. The record is from RefSeq and is a predicted model, not a curated record. Gene Ontology annotation, biological process: mRNA processing. Gene Ontology annotation, cellular component: nucleus.